Drosophila bipectinata is the source of this 596-nucleotide messenger RNA. The record is from RefSeq and is a predicted model, not a curated record. NCBI's taxonomy places the organism in Eukaryota, Metazoa, Arthropoda, Insecta, Diptera, Drosophilidae.
CAGUUCUAUUUCCUCUCAUUAAAAUGACAAUAAAAUCGCUUAUUUUUCUUUGCUUUUUUGUUAGCGCGACUACGGCAUUAAUUUGGCCUGAAAUCGGUAGUCCGGAACACUUUACUUACGGCGUGGAACUAGUUGGAAAAAAUCUUUCAUACAUAGGAAUUUUUACUGCCCCAAACGCUGGUCAUAACUCCCUAUUCUGGAGGGUUACAUUCGCAUGGAACAAAACUGAAAAUGCUAUGACUCUGUUUCCGAAACAAAACGCGUUUGAGGGAUAUCCGACCCUGGACAAGGCCAGAAGGAACAUGGAAUUAGGAUAUCGUGGCCAGAUUUUUGUGCGAUUUGUUAACAUCGUUGAUGAGCUCCCCAAGCUAACUUAUCUUUCCGUUAACGGCGAUACUAUAUUUAGUCAGCAGAUAGCUGGGAAUUUGGAAUCAAUUACUGAUCAGUACGAGAUGCGGACUAAUAAUCACAUACUGACAAGAGAAGAUACCCUGCCAGUUAUGUAUCCUAUUCUUCCAAAAAUGGUUAAAAAUUAAAUUAAUUUAUAAUAAAAUGAAAUGUAAAUAAGUAAAAAAUUUAUAAAGGGGUACCUAAUU